This is a messenger RNA of Arachis duranensis, 640 nucleotides long. RefSeq lists its product as uncharacterized. The transcript is spliced from 2 exons. The coding region runs from base 1 to 573 and encodes 190 amino acids. Gene Ontology annotation, molecular function: nucleic acid binding; zinc ion binding. NCBI's taxonomy places the organism in Eukaryota, Viridiplantae, Streptophyta, Magnoliopsida, Fabales, Fabaceae. The record is from RefSeq and is a predicted model, not a curated record.
AUGUGUAAUCGAUGUUUACUGGUCAUAUCAACCUCAAUGAAAAGAGUUCAUAAAAAAGGACAUUGUCGCUAUUGUGGUGAAUCUGGUCACACAAAAAGGAACUGUCAUAAGAGGGCCGUUGAUGAAGAAUCAGCUGCUGUGGCGGCGGCUGCUGCUGCUGCUAAUUCUGAUGCUAAUGGAGGUGAGGUCAACAAUUCUGCUCCAACUGCUGCUGUAAAUGGUGGUGAUGCCCCAGCUGUGUCACAGGAUCAGGUUGAGAUUCAGCUUGAUCUUAGUCAGCCUAUUAUGUCAGAAACUGAUGACUCGCAACAGGUGCAACAACCUCCUGUUCGGACAUCGAAACUGCCUCCUAAGAGAAAGUUAUCCACACCCAGUGCUACCACCCAACCAUCCAGCACCCCAUCUGCAAGCACUCCAUCUCUUCCAUCUGCAAGUACUCCAUCUGCAACUACUCCAUCUGCAAGCACUCUCCCAACAAGUAGUCAGCCUGCAAGCACUGAAACAGCAACGAAUCUACCAGCAAUGCGAUUUGUGCCUAAUCCGGGAUUCAAGCCACCCAGAACCAAGAAUUAGUGACUUAGUUUUUUAUAUUUAGGGACAGUAUGGUGUCUUUAUUUCUCUGUUUUGCUGAAGUAAUGUA